UUACUAUUAUUAUUUUGUAGUUCACAUUUUAGACCGGUCGUGUUUCGUUUCGUAUCAAAAAUGUGUGCACUUAUUUACGAAACUCCGUGUGUAUCUCGUAUUUAUAGAAAUUUAUUUUUGAUCGCUCUAAAUGUGUAAAUUCGAGUUUGUUGACUUUGCGAGUGCGACAAUAAUUUUUUUUCGAAUUUUCGUGAAAACAAUGUCAAAAUGGGAAUUGUUACCAAAACUUUAGGAAUUCUAUUUAGCCUCUUGUUCGAGCAAGAGAUUAUGUCAUAUGUGCCAGCCGUUCCAUCCACCACAUCUAGUCGAAGUCCGAGAGGUUCACCUCAACCGUCCCCGGUCGCGUCGCCCGGCUUAAGUCGCCAUCGAACCCCCGCACCGCACAGGCGCGACUUUGAGGCGAAACUCCGAAAUUUCUACCGAAAACUGGAAAGCAAGGGCUACGGUCAGGGACCGGGCAAAUUCAAAUUACACAUCCGUCGUGAUCAUCUUCUCGAAGAUGCCUUCAGACGUAUCAUGUCCGCCAACAAGAAAGAGUUGCAGAAGGGAAAGCUCUGCGUGGUGUGGGACAACGAAGAGGGUCUGGACUACGGAGGACCGUCGCGCGAAUUUUUCUUCCUACUCUCGCGCGAACUCUUCAAUCCUUACUACGGACUCUUCGAAUACUCCGCCAAUGAUACUUACACGGUACAAGUUUCGCCUAUGUCCGCCUUCGUGGACAACUACCACGAAUGGUUUCGAUUUAGUGGGCGUGUUUUAGGUUUAGCGUUAGUUCACCAAUAUUUAUUAGACGCGUUUUUUACGAGGCCCUUUUAUAAAGCGCUACUACGUUUACCAGUCGCACUUUCCGAUCUGGAAAGUUUAGAUUUCGAAUUUCACCAGUCGUUGCAGUGGAUAAGGGAGAAUGACGUGUCGAUGCAGGGAGAGCUCGAGUUAACCUUUUCGGUUACGGAAGAAGUUUUUGGUCAGGUACUCGAACGCGAACUGAAACCGGGAGGGAGGAAUGUGCCUGUUACUGAAAAAAAUAAAAAGGAAUACUUGGAGCGCGUGGUUCGAUGGCGGCUGGAAAGGGGCGUUUCGGAACAGACCGAGUGCCUAGUCAGAGGCUUCUACGAGGUCGUCGAUCCGAGGCUCGUGAGCGUCUUCGACGCGCGCGAACUGGAGCUCGUAAUGGCGGGAACGGCGGAGAUCGAUCUGGUCGACUGGCGACAGAACACGGAAUACCGCGGCGGGUACCACGACCAGCAUCCCGUGGUCGUGUGGUUCUGGCAGGCGAUCGAGAGGUUUUCGAAUGAGCAAAGGUUGCGUCUGCUGCAAUUUGUGACGGGCACGUCGAGUAUACCGUACGAGGGAUUCGCGGCGUUAAGAGGUUCCAUAGGUCCUAGGAAGUUCUGUAUAGAAAAGUGGGGUAAACCGAAUAGUCUUCCUAGAGCGCACACAUGUUUUAACCGUCUUGAUUUACCACCGUAUCCAACGAUAGAGGUCUUGUAUGAGAAAUUGCUGCUGGCGGUUGAAGAAACUAAUACGUUUGGAAUUGAAUGAAUUCUAAGCGUUCAUUUUUUUUGGUUACGUCGAGUGAGCUCAGAUGAGACGAAUUGUGAUGACUAUUUUUUUUACCACUGAACGAUGUUUGAUAUUAAACGAGUUGUGACUUAAUGCAGCUGUAAUAGUCAAAAAAUGCCAAUUUUAGCAUUUGAUACGUUGUAAAUAAUUCAUGUAUAGUAUUAUCGUUACAUAAUAUCUUUUGGUUGCUUCUAAUUGUAGUCGACAGGUUAUAGUAGUACGAACUACUUAAAAAAAAAUUUAACUUUAUUUAUUGCGUUACACAUUCUUAAGUUACCAAUUUUAGAAGUAUUAAUGGACUUCCUUUGUAUGUAUAAAUCUUUUACGAUUAGGUUAGCACUUUGUGAUCAAGCAAAUUCUAGUCACCGAUUAUUAUAAUUAUAAAACAAGAA
This is a messenger RNA of Photinus pyralis (common eastern firefly), 1955 nucleotides long. RefSeq names its product E3 ubiquitin-protein ligase HECW2 (gene Hecw). The transcript has 6 exons. Lineage: Eukaryota; Metazoa; Arthropoda; Insecta; Coleoptera; Lampyridae. The record is from RefSeq and is a predicted model, not a curated record. The coding region runs from base 208 to 1542 and encodes 444 amino acids. Gene Ontology annotation, molecular function: ubiquitin-protein transferase activity. Gene Ontology annotation, biological process: regulation of dendrite morphogenesis.